Molecule: messenger RNA, 3581 nt
Organism: Piliocolobus tephrosceles (Ugandan red Colobus)
Lineage: Eukaryota; Metazoa; Chordata; Mammalia; Primates; Cercopithecidae
Gene: DR1
Product: down-regulator of transcription 1
Exons: 3
Coding region: 1086-1616 (176 amino acids)
Biological process (GO): negative regulation of transcription by RNA polymerase II; RNA polymerase II preinitiation complex assembly
Cellular component (GO): negative cofactor 2 complex
Molecular function (GO): RNA polymerase II general transcription initiation factor activity; protein heterodimerization activity; TBP-class protein binding
Source: RefSeq, a predicted model, not a curated record
GCGCUCCUCUGUCCCCAGAUCCGGCUAGGGAAGGGUUCGGAGGCCUCAGCUGGUGGAGAGAGAGCAGAGACGAUCCUUCCUCGCCCAUCUACCCAGCCACCACCCCUUCCCAGAUCUAGCGUCCGGGCCCCUGACCAAGCGCGUGCUUGGAGCUCUCCGGUACAGUGUGGCGCGCGCUUGCCCGCCUAGGGCCCCUGUGAAGGAAUGGGAUCCCGAGGUGCUUGCCAGGACCACAGCAGGCGGAAGCUGCUGGCAGCGGGAACGGGCGGCUCCCGUCGGCGUGGGUGGGGGAAGGGCGGCAGCCACACCCGGAAGUCGGUCCGGGAGGGAGGGGGAAAUCCAAGGGAACGAGGCUUCCGGCGGCGCAAAGGGUGUCGGGAGCGGCUUCCUGCAAAUCUUCCUUGGCCUCUGGAGGGACCACCGUUGCCGCCGCUUCGGCUUCCACGAUCUGCGUUCGGGUUACGCGGCCACCGUGGCAGCCACUGCGACUCCCACUGUGCCUGGCUCUGUCUAUAUUAGUUCCUAGGCGGCCGUCGCCGUUCCAGCAGCGGCAGCGGCGGACAUGUUGUGAGGCGGCGGCGCGGGUGUCUGAAGGAUGGUUUGGCCGAGGCGGCGGCAACGGCUGCUGGCGGCGGCGGCAGCGGCAGCGGGGCCUCGGGCUCUAUAGAGCCGAGCCCGCUGGGUACCCGCCCGGUACCGCGGCGAGGCCAGUGCCCCUGGAUCUUGCCUCUGCUUUGACGCCGUUGGGGACCAGUUAGGUGACAGUGCCCGUCCCUCUGAGGAGACCCGAAGGUGGUUCCCCAGCCGCUCAAAUUUCCGGACCACCGCGCUUUCCCCUCAGCCUGGGUUGUGCUCUCUCUAGAAUCCUCAGGCCCCCACUUUCUUCCCAAACUCAUCUUAAAUCUCUCACACGCGAGCGUUCCCAGCCCUCAAGCCAGCUCCUCUUGCGUUCAUUUUCUGCACCCUCUUCGCGAAGCACCCCCCGGGAUCAUCUCCGAGGGCGGCUUUUUGAGAGAUCUCCGUGGAGUAGUGGACCAGAGCCGGGGAGUUUUUAAAAGCCGGGACGCGAGAAACAGGAAGGUACUAUGGCUUCCUCGUCUGGCAACGAUGAUGAUCUCACUAUCCCCAGAGCUGCUAUCAAUAAAAUGAUCAAAGAGACUCUUCCUAAUGUCCGGGUGGCCAACGAUGCUCGAGAGCUGGUGGUGAACUGCUGCACUGAAUUCAUUCACCUUAUAUCUUCUGAAGCCAAUGAGAUUUGUAACAAAUCGGAAAAGAAGACCAUCUCACCAGAGCAUGUCAUACAAGCACUAGAAAGUUUGGGAUUUGGCUCCUACAUCAGUGAAGUAAAAGAAGUCUUGCAAGAGUGUAAAACAGUAGCAUUAAAAAGAAGAAAGGCCAGUUCUCGUUUGGAAAACCUUGGCAUUCCUGAAGAAGAGUUAUUGAGACAGCAGCAAGAGUUAUUUGCAAAAGCUAGACAGCAACAAGCAGAAUUGGCCCAACAGGAAUGGCUUCAAAUGCAGCAAGCUGCCCAACAAGCCCAGCUUGCUGCUGCCUCAGCCAGUGCGUCUAAUCAGGCGGGAUCUUCUCAGGAUGAAGAAGAUGAUGAUGAUAUCUGAAAUUCACCAGCUGAGUUUCUAUUUCUUCUAUAAAUGUUUUUCCCUGCACAACAAAAACAGUGAAAGAAAUGCUUAUCUGUAAUUUUGUAUGCAUCUUGGUGGACUUGUCAUUGGUAUUCUAGGGAUGUCUGCUAUUAAGUUUCAUCUAUUGUGUGCUAUACAUGUAAAAACUGUCUCUUUGAACUAUUGAAAAUUUAAGGUUCAGUAUAAUAUCAAUUUUGAAUUUUUAAUGGUGUUUAUGAAAUUUUAGAUAGCAGCAAGUCCUUCGUUUGAUCAAUAAACAGUGUUACAGAAAACUUCAAGUUUAUAAAAAUACAGUGAAAUUUCUACAAAGCUCUAAAUCUGCAUUUGCAUUUCCUCUGCCCUUUUAACUAAACUAAAACUUGUGAAUUUUAAAUUAUUAAGGGGGGGGUGCUGUGUGAAUCAGUAGACAUUGGAUUGGGUUGGUGAAAGAGUUCAGUUCUGUAGUAUCUGAAUUUGUCUUUUAAAAUGAGAACAUAUAUAGGCAAUAAAUAUAUAUGCUCAGAUCAAUAUACUUGUUUAGAAAAACUUCAAGACAUUAAAAAACUAGGAAGGAGUAUGUUUAAUAGUAGUUGUAUAAAUUUGGUGGUUAUGUUUUUUUAUUUUGUUUUUGUUUUGUGUAGAGGUAAAAACUAUAGUUUUAUUACAACAUAAUUCAUUUUGAGCUCCACUAUGACAUUUCAAGGACUGCCCAGUUUGGAAGUCUGUCAUGAUUUUUACUCUUUCGCUCUAAUUCAGUAAUUGUUGAUAGUAUUACUUACCUAGUCCAUCCAUACUCACAUUAUUCAAAUAUAUAGGUGGGACUUUUGAAACAAUUGCAUUGAUUCCCUUGGUUUAACUGAGGUUCAUGAAUAUUCAAACCUUUGCUGGGGGAAAGAAAUGGAAGUUAAUGAGCAUGCUUGCUAUGAGAGAGGGAUUUUUAAUUUAACUUGUAGUUAUAGUUUACUUAUUGUUUUUAGAAUUACUUUUACAUUUUCCCGACUAGAUGGCCUAGAGUCCAACAUGACCUUUUGAGAUGACAUUAUUGUCUCCAUCAUAAUUGAGUGAUAGCUUUAAAACAAAGAUUCGUUUUGCUUAAGAAGUUGUGUUACAACUGAUCAGCCCUAUAUGAAUUAACUGAUCAGCCCUAUAUGAAACGUAAGUUGUGUUAUAACUGAUCAGCCCUAUAUGGAACAUAAAUAGUUUCUACCUGCUUAUUAAAAGAGAGAAGCUUUAAUUUGGUUCUAAAAAAUAAAGUAUGGUAGUGAUUAUAGGAAUCCAGGAUGUUGAAGAAAUGGCAUAGUGUCUAUAUUUUGGAAACAGAAAGGAAAAAUCACUUAAGAUAGUAUUAAGUAAUUAAAUUCCUAUGUCAGUUGCCAAAUCUUUUAAACUUAUGUAUUCACCAAGCCCAAAAAUAGAUUGUGGCUCCCAUGAUUUCAAUUUUAAUUGGAGAGCUAAGUAAGUAAAGUUUUAUAACUAUUAGGUUUCUUAAUGAUCAUAUUUUGCAGUUUUAGUAAAAGGGAAAUAUUGUUAUACAUUUAUUAAAUAUACUUCCCCCAUGAAGUGAAAAGGUUAAUUUUGCUGAAUGUUUUAAGUUGAAGUUACUUCAUGGAUGUCAUACCCAUGAAGUGCAUUUGGAUGAGAUAGAAGAAAUCGUUUUUUAAAAAGUUUAAGUACCAAAGGUAGUCUAGUCUAGAACAAUAAUAAGUUAAUACGUGUUGGCUUUUCUAAUUUGUACUGUAACAUCCUUAUACUUUCUAUUUUAAGUAUAUCUGUUUCUUAAGUAAACAACUUAGAUAUUUUCCACACCUUUUUUUUUUCUGAUGCAGAGUUCAGGUUAAUUAAUAUUUUACUGCAUCUGAUAAUGUAUUAUACGUUUGAAGCCUAGUGACUUUUCAUUUUGACAUUCUUGUGAUUUCAUAUGCUGUAUUCUUCAAGCAAUAAAAUUGUGAUGUGUUUUAUAAA